GUCACUCUCGCUCUCAUUUGUCGGAAUUGAAUAUGGUCUAUCGCUCAUUCUUCGCUGCUUUUGAAUGUGUGUGGGAGUAUCGUAGUCAUACAAGUAUUUCCUGCUGGGUACUUUUUUUCUACUCUCUCUCUCCCUAUGGUGCUGCUCGCGUAGUUUGCUCUCAAUCGAGUUGCUUCUGUGCUCGUAGCGGCCAAGCUGUCUACCACCGCUUGCUCAGUUGCCGCGUAUUCUUCGCAGCUGUCGGACGUGCGGAAGAAUAUCGUCGCUUAUGUGCUUAGAAGGAAUAACAGUUUAAACAACAAAUAAACAAAUACUAUUUAUAGGUUGUGAAAAUAUAAAAGUGCUGUAGUGCAAACACCUAUAUGUAUAUAUUAAUAAACUGCAGCACAAACAAGAAACUAUAAGAAAAUUAAUAGAAAAUGUCGCCUUUCGACUGCAAAUCUCGACGUGGCACCAAAAUAUCAGUCAUUAUACUGGGCAGUGCUUUAUGUAUUGUCAUGAUGGCUUUUUUUGUUUUCGGCGACAGCAACGACGAGCAGGGCUUGAAAAAGCUACGCAUGAUAUCAAUUCUGUUUCGCCAUGGUGCCAAGAAUCCGAGCGGCUUCUACCCCAACGAUCCGCAUGCAGCGCACGACUGGCAGGAAGGCCUUGGUGCACUCACACAGAAGGGCAGCUUGCAGUCAUACAAAUUGGGACAAAAUCUGCGCAUGCGCUAUUAUCGCCUGUUGCCAUCGAACAGCAUAUAUACACAGCAGCAAGUGCAUGUUCUAAGCUCCGCCGCGGAACGCUGUGUGAUGAGCGCUCAAAGCGUGUUGGCCGGCCUGAUGCCGCCGCUGGAUAACAACAAUGUGUUGCCCAUACCCUGGCAGCCGGUGGCCAUAAACACCCUAGCCCGCAAUGAUGACAUUUUGCUGGCACAGAAAAAGCCCUGUAUUAAAUACGAGAGCAUACUUCAGAAGUUAUACAAAAACCCGCCACCUGAGCUAGAAAAGUUGAACGAGGAAAACAAGGCGCUAUAUAAGUUACUCACAAAGAACACGGGCAAGAACAUCUCCAAUGUGCUAGAUGUGGAAAUGUUGUAUACCACAUUAAAAACAGAAGAGGAAGUCAGCCUUGCCCUGCCUGAUUGGACUGAGAAUAUAUACCCGGAGGAAAUGCGAUCAUUGGCUGAGCGCAGCUAUGCUUUAUUCACCGAAACGCAUCUUAUGAAGCGCAUUAAAGGUGGUGCAUUCCUCACUGAAAUACUUAAAAAAAUGCAAAACAAACGCAAAAAGAAUUUGAAUCCGGAUCGUAAGAUAUUUCUGUAUGCGGCCCAUGAUGUUACUCUUGUGAAUGUUAUGAACUCUAUGGGAAUUUUGGAUCAGACAUCUAAGUUGCCAGAGUAUGCCUCAGCACUGGUUUUUGAGCUGCAUCACAGCAAAUCUUUCGCGGAUGGAGAUUUCGAAGUGAAGUUGGUAUACUAUUUUAAUAGUGAAGACAAAUUCCCCAAGGAGCUGAGCAUUCCUAAUUGUGAUCCACCCUGUUCGCUGAGUCAAUUUGCAGCUUCGCUGGAGCCCCUUUUACUAGAUAAUUACGAUGAUACCUGUGAGAAUCCCACAAUUGACUGCAAGACUUAAAAUAUUUGUGUUUUGUUUUACC
Molecule: messenger RNA, 1638 nt
Organism: Drosophila hydei
Lineage: Eukaryota; Metazoa; Arthropoda; Insecta; Diptera; Drosophilidae
Product: lysosomal acid phosphatase
Exons: 7
Coding region: 420-1616 (398 amino acids)
Biological process (GO): dephosphorylation
Molecular function (GO): phosphatase activity
Source: RefSeq, a predicted model, not a curated record